Molecule: messenger RNA, 1380 nt
Organism: Canariomyces notabilis
Lineage: Eukaryota; Fungi; Ascomycota; Sordariomycetes; Sordariales; Chaetomiaceae
Product: pyruvate dehydrogenase
Exons: 2
Coding region: 1-1380 (459 amino acids)
Biological process (GO): pyruvate decarboxylation to acetyl-CoA
Molecular function (GO): dihydrolipoyllysine-residue acetyltransferase activity
Source: RefSeq, a predicted model, not a curated record
AUGCUCGUCGCAGCCCUCCGGAGGCAAGCCCUCCAACAUGCCAGACUCACACGCAUUGCCAUGCCGAGUCUAACAAGAUGGUACGCUUCCUACCCGCCACACACCGUCGUCAAGAUGCCGGCGCUGUCGCCGACAAUGACGGCGGGCAAUAUCGGCGCGUGGCAGAAGAAGCCCGGCGACUCCAUCUCGCCGGGCGAGGUGCUUGUGGAGAUUGAGACAGACAAGGCCCAAAUGGACUUUGAGUUUCAAGAAGAAGGCGUUCUCGCAAAGGUGCUGAAGGAGACUGGCGAGAAGGACGUCGCAGUUGGCAAUCCGAUUUGCGUCUUGGUCGAGGAAGGAACCGAUAUCAGCGCCUUUGAGAACUUCACCCUCCAGGAUGCCGGCGGUGAAGCCGCGGCUCCCGCUGCCCCGAAGGAAGCCAAGUCCGAACCCGAGCCGGCUCCCGCCCCGGCACCCACCCCUGCUCCCGAGCCCGAAGAUACCGGCUCUAGCGGAAAGCUCGAGACCGCCCUUGACCGUGAACCCAACAUCUCUGCCGCCGCCAAAAGAUUAGCCCUCGAAAAGGGCGUGCCUCUGAAGAGCCUCAAGGGUACCGGCCCGGGCGGCAAGAUCACCGAGGAAGAUGUUAAGAAGGCGGCAUCUGCUCCCGCCACCGUGGCUGCUGCUGUCCCCGGCGCGGCCUACGAGGACAUUCCUAUCAGCAGCAUGCGCAAGACCAUCGCCUCCCGCCUCAAGGAGUCUGUAUCCGAGAAUCCUCACUACUUCGUCUCUUCUACUCUCUCGGUGUCGAAGCUACUGAAGCUGCGCCAGGCUCUCAACAGCUCCGCCGAGGGGAAAUACAAGCUCUCGGUCAACGACUUUUUGAUCAAGGCCAUGGCCGUGGCAUCCAAAAAGGUGCCCGCGGUCAACAGCUCGUGGCGCGACGGCGUGAUCCGCCAGUUCAACACGGUCGAUGUCUCUGUCGCCGUGGCGACCCCUAACGGUCUCAUCACGCCGAUUGUCAAGGGCGUCGAGGGCAAGGGCCUUGAGAGCAUUUCGGCCGCCGUCAAGGAGCUCGCCAAGAAGGCCCGCGAGAACAAGCUCAAGCCCGAGGAGUACCAGGGCGGCACCAUCAGCAUAUCCAACAUGGGCAUGAACCCGGCCGUUGAGCGCUUCACUGCCGUCAUCAACCCUCCGCAGGCGGCAAUCCUGGCAGUGGGAAGUACUAAGAAGGUGGCCGUCCCCGUCGAGAACGAGGAUGGCACUACAGGCGUCGAAUGGGAUGAGCAGAUCGUCGUGACCGGCAGCUUUGACCACAAGGUCGUUGACGGCGCGGUCGGCGCCGAGUGGAUGCGGGAGUUCAAGAAGGUCGUCGAGAACCCCCUCGAGCUUCUCCUCUAA